Molecule: messenger RNA, 459 nt
Organism: Pneumocystis jirovecii RU7
Lineage: Eukaryota; Fungi; Ascomycota; Pneumocystomycetes; Pneumocystales; Pneumocystaceae
Exons: 6
Coding region: 1-459 (152 amino acids)
Cellular component (GO): nucleus
Source: RefSeq, a predicted model, not a curated record
AUGAAACAUUUAGGAUGUAGUAACGAAGCAUAUGAAGACGAUGCAUUAUGGCUUUUUCCACGUAUUUAUCACGAUGCAGUUUACACUCUAAACGAAGCGCGCCCAGGUAUGGGCCGCAGUAUUAUUAAACCGUGGGACGAGCGGCUCAAUACAACAAAGAUUCUUGAAAGCGAUGCUGAUGCACAACUGAUUGUGUAUAUUCCUUUUACAGGCACUGUAAAGCUCAAAAGCAUCGUAUUACGUGCUUUGCCAGACACAUCUUCUCCUCAGACGUGCCAUAUAUUUAUGAAUCGCGAUGAUAUCGACUUUGACACAGUUGAAUCACUUACACCUAUACAGACACUUAAUCUUGUUGCACCAGAGAAUGCAGGCCAGGCAACACCCAACCUACUCGAUCAUACAGAAACACAUGUUACAAGCCACACCGUUGCAUCCAUACCGUAUUCACGGCACAUCUAA